UGUGCACACAUGCUAAAGGUAAUGUAAACGCCCGUGUAUGAACAUAUGCCAAAGGUAAUGUACACGCCCGUGUGUGCACAUAUGCCAACGGUAAUGAUCAGGUCUGCCCCUCAAGCCAUUAUCCAGAACGGGUCGGAAGUAGAACGAACGAGCGUAUCUCUCUCUCCCACAUGUGGCGCAGACCUCCGCAUUCCUCUACGGUUGAGUUGGUACCAUCUGACUUGGAUGUAUAUGUCCAGUUUCUGGUCGGAUACGGACUGUUUGGCUAUUUUUGGACUGGGCCGAGGAAGCCCUAAAUUUUCGUGGGGGGUUAGUCCGAGUGCGGCUCUGUGGCACAGUUUCUCGGAUGGGUUCCACAUUCGCG
Messenger RNA from Sphaeroforma arctica JP610, 364 nucleotides. RefSeq lists its product as hypothetical. The annotation marks the transcript as partial. The transcript has a single exon. The record is from RefSeq and is a predicted model, not a curated record. Lineage: Eukaryota; Ichthyosporea; Ichthyophonida.